AUGCGGGGUGUGCAAAUUUUCUCGGGAAAUUCCCAUCCCGGCCUCGCAGAUACUAUCUGCGAACGGCUGGGUACUUCCCCUGCUAAAGCAGACCUUGGAAAAUUCGCCAAUGGCGAGACAAGCGUGAACAUCAACACCUCGGUACGGAACCAAGAUGUCUACAUCAUUCAGAGUGGCAGCAGCAAGAUCAACGAUAGCGUGAUGGAGCUUUUGAUUAUGAUCUCUGCAUGCAAGGGUGGUUCUGCCAAGUCGAUUACUGAGGAUGCUGACGCGCAGACGAGGUACUUCCCCUACUCGCGCCAAUCCAAGAAGAAGAGCCACCGCGGUGCCAUCACGGCCCGUAUGCUCGCCAACCUACUCUCUAUCGCCGGCGUCGAUCAUGUCAUCACUAUGGACCUGCAUGCAUCCCAGAUGCAAGGCUUCUUCGGCAAACCCGUCGAUAACCUCUUCGCCGAACCGUUUAUUGCCCGCUGGAUCCGGAUGAACGUACCUGGCUGGAAGGACGGGGUUGUGGUCAGCAAGAAUGCCGGUGGCACCAAGCGGGUCACCUCGCUGGCCGAUGCCUUGAAGUUGAACUUUGGUAUUGUGACAACCGAUCGUCGGCGACCAAAGGUCCCGAUGACGAUGUCUGAUAGCACUGUCUUCUUUGACGCCAUGGAAGAGGACACUCGGACCCCCAAGGAACAACAGUUGUUUGCGAUCCACAUGCAGCGUGCCAAUGCCACACCGCCUAUCAUGGAGGAACCUGAAACUCCCAGCACGCCGGAAUCUCUGCUGCGUCCCGAGACUCCCCCGGCUGCCCGUCGGCCGUCGGAGUUGGAGGCUGCUUAUGAGUACACCGACGUCCGGGUCCGGGAUGUGGUGACCGGCCGUCUGGUGCAGGGUCAUCUGGUAGAUGAUGAUUACCAUGUUGACUCUGCUUCCCAGUCUGGUGGCACCACUCCCGGAGCUGGUAGUGGUGGCGGCGACGACAACGUUGAAAACACGGAAGUCGUUCCAGAUGCCAUGAUGAACUCUAUGAUCUCCAACGUCUCGUCAUUGCCCCCUGACCAUGCUUUGGGUGGCUCUUUCGAUGCAGUGGAAUCUGAUGAUGACGAAGCUAGCGUUGCUGGCUAUGAUCAUGAAAAGACCAUCACUCUGGUGGGAGAGGUGCGUGAUCGACCGGUCUUCAUUGUCGACGACAUGAUUGACAAGAGCGGGUCGUGGAUCGCUGCCGCCGAGACCGUUGUGAAGCGCGGUGGAGCCCGAAAGGUAUACUGCAUCGCCACUCACGGGUUGUUUGAGGCGGAGUCACUGGAUCAAUUGGAGGAAUGUCGGUCGAUUGAUCAUAUUGUCGUGACCAACACCUUCCCGAUCCCGCCGUCAAUGCUUCAGCGAUCAAAGAAGUUGAUCGUCAUUGACGUUUCGAGUCUUCUUGCUGAGAGCAUUCGGCGGCACCACUACGGUGAAAGCGUCUCGGCGCUUUUCCACCUUAACGAUUGA
Molecule: messenger RNA, 1482 nt
Organism: Penicillium verhagenii
Lineage: Eukaryota; Fungi; Ascomycota; Eurotiomycetes; Eurotiales; Aspergillaceae
Product: ribose phosphate diphosphokinase subunit PRS1
Exons: 4
Coding region: 1-1482 (493 amino acids)
Biological process (GO): purine nucleotide biosynthetic process; 5-phosphoribose 1-diphosphate biosynthetic process; ribonucleoside monophosphate biosynthetic process
Cellular component (GO): ribose phosphate diphosphokinase complex; cytoplasm
Molecular function (GO): ribose phosphate diphosphokinase activity; magnesium ion binding
Source: RefSeq, a predicted model, not a curated record